AUUCAGAAAGCAAAACAUUCUAACGUGCGUAUGAUGAAGCAGCAAUAGAUAUGUUGUUUUGAUUUCUAGUGUUUCUUUGGUCUAGUUGUACAUCGUCUAGAAUGUCACGAAUAAUUAUUAAAAAUAUACCGAAUGGCUACACAGAAGCCAAACUGCGUGAUCACUUUAGCCGGUGCGGUAUCGUAACGGAUGUUCAGCUGAAGUACACACCGGAAGGGAAGUUUCGUAACUUUGGCUUUAUCGGUUACGAGUCUGAGGAAAAUGCCAGCACAGCUAUCCAGCAUUUCAAUAACACGUUUUUGAGGACGUCGAAGAUAAGCGUGGCUCCAUGUGUAGCUUUGGGGGAAGCCAAAGAGUUGAAAUCUUGGAGCAAAUAUAGCACGGAUAAUAAGGGUGCAAAGCAGGAUGUCGUUGGGAAGAAAUCUAAAGAUAAGGCAAAAGUCCAAACUGCAGAUGAUAUUUUGAAGAAGCACAAAAAUGAUCCGUUGUUCAAAGAAUUUGUCGAAGUGCAGAAAAAUGCUGGAUCGGCGGUUUGGAAUAAUCAGCUGCAGCAAGAGUCGAGUGAGGCUGAGUCCGGAGAGGCGGAGGAGGAACAGGUUAAAUCUUCGCAGGAAGAAAAUGAAAAAGAGUCGAAGAGCAAACCGAAGGAACUGAAGCUGACCAAUUUAUUUGUAGCCAAAAUUCACAACAUUCCAUCGUCAACAAAAAGGCAAGAUUUAUUCCGAUUUUUCAAACCAAUAAAACCGUACUCAAUCCGGAUACCAACUAAGCAAAAGGGGUUUGCUUAUGUAGGUUACAAAACGGAAACGGAACUGAAGAAGGCUCUACUGAAAGACAAAAGUUUUCUCGGUGGAAAACAAGUGAAAGUAGUAGAUUUCACAGCAAAAGAUCGUCUUCGUAGUGAGGAGGAAAAGAAAUCGGGGAAGCGAGAAAAUCCAAAGUGGAUACGAGAGAAGGAAUCAAUUUGCAGUGAGAGCAUUGUGGAAACUGGCAAAUUGUUUUUCCGUAAUCUUGCCUACUCGGUUAAGGAAGAAGAUCUAAGGCAGUUAUUCGAGAAAUGCGGACCUGUGGCGGAGAUCGAUUUGCCGAUCGCUGCCAACACAAGGAAACUUAAAGGGUUUGGAACUGUAACUUUUCUGAUGCCUGAACAUGCAGUGCUUGCAUACAACCAACUGAAUGGGACCUUCUUUCACGGACGAAUGUUUCAUAUACUUCCCGCGAAAACUAAUGAAUCGGAAAAAGCCGAGGAGGAUGAAUCCGGGCUUAGUUUUAAACAGAAAAGAGAGAAACAGCAGAAAAAAUUGGCUCAAUCAUCGCACAACUGGAAUACUUUGUUUAUGGGAGAAAAUGCUAUCGCUGAGGUUGUGGCGAAGAAGUACGGGAAAACCAAGGAAGAAGUACUCAGCACUGAAGGAGGGACAACGAGUGCGGCAGUUCGAUUGGCGCUAGGCGAAACCGAAAUCGUGAUGGAAAUGCAGCGAUUUCUGGAGGACAACGGAAUUUAUCUGGACGCCUUUAACAGCGUCGCCAAGCGUCGAUCCAAUUCAGUUAUUUUGGCGAAAAAUUUACCUGCCGGAACCGAAGAGGGUGAAUUGAUCGAACGCUUUUCGAAGUUUGGAAUGCUGGGUCGGGUCAUUCUUCCGCUAAGCGGUAUAACAGCAAUUGUCGAGUUUCAAGAUCCUGGUGAGGCCAAAAAAGCGUUCAAAAAACUUGCCUACACUCGCUUCAAAUCAGCGCCCCUUUAUUUAGAAUGGGCUCCUGAUAACGUUUUCUAUAAAGCGGAAGUUGACCAAAGCAAACCAAAAACAGAGACUAAUAAAGAAAAAGAGGGUAAGGUUAACAAAGAAACAGAAGCCCCGAAAGACGAUAAAACUGCUUUGCCCUGCAAAGAUGAUAUUGAGGAAACAGACAUUGUUCCGCCGGAAGAAGGAACUACUCUGUUUAUUAAGAACCUUAGCUUUCAAACCACUGAGGAAACGAUUCGGCAAGCAUUCGCAAAGGUUGGCGAUAUUCAUUCGGUUCAAGUUGUUCGAAAGAAGGUUGGCGAGCGAACUGAAAGCCGAGGCUAUGGGUUUAUACAGUUUCAACUACGACGGUCGGCAGAUACGGCUCUAAAGAUCAUGCCAACGCUGCAGCUAGAUGGUCGAAAAGUGGAGCUCUCCCGCAGUGAUCGAACUUUGCACACUGACGGUGCUGGUAGAAAAGAAACAAAAGUGAAAAAACAAACUGGCACAAAGAUUCUGGUUCGAAACGUUCCUUUUCAAGCGAAUGCGAAGGAAAUACGGCAGCUUUUCUGCGUGUUUGGCGAGCUUCGAUCAGUUCGGUUGCCCAAAAAGAUGGUUGCCGGUGCAGAUGAAAGCCAUCGGGGCUUUUGUUUCGUCGAUUUCGUUACCGAAGCCGAUGCCAAGCGGGCCUUGGAAACGCUAUGCAAGAGCACUCACUUGUACGGUCGCCGUUUGGUGCUAGAGUGGGCUGAAGCGGAGGACGGUGUUGAAGAUUUGCGAAAACGUACCGCGGAAAAGUUCACUGCCGUUGCGAGAACAAGUGACGCGAAGAAAAGUCGCAAAAGUGUGUUUGAUACGGCUCAGAUUGUAGAUAGCGGGGCAGGAGCAGGGGUAACAGAUGGUUUGGGAGAUGAUGAAGAUGAUGAUGAUGAGUUUUGACUAAAAAUAAAAGUUUGAAUAUAAAUUA
Wyeomyia smithii (pitcher-plant mosquito) is the source of this 2691-nucleotide messenger RNA. RefSeq names its product probable RNA-binding protein 19. The transcript has 5 exons. Lineage: Eukaryota; Metazoa; Arthropoda; Insecta; Diptera; Culicidae. Gene Ontology annotation, molecular function: RNA binding. The coding region runs from base 102 to 2663 and encodes 853 amino acids. Gene Ontology annotation, cellular component: ribonucleoprotein complex. The record is from RefSeq and is a predicted model, not a curated record.